Molecule: messenger RNA, 2247 nt
Organism: Triticum urartu
Lineage: Eukaryota; Viridiplantae; Streptophyta; Magnoliopsida; Poales; Poaceae
Product: putative wall-associated receptor kinase-like 16
Biological process (GO): cell surface receptor signaling pathway; protein phosphorylation
Cellular component (GO): plasma membrane
Molecular function (GO): protein serine/threonine kinase activity; ATP binding; polysaccharide binding
Source: RefSeq, a predicted model, not a curated record
AUGCAAGCACUGUUGUGUCUUGGCCUCGGUCUCACACUGCUUGUAGCACAAUACGCUCCUGGAACUGCGGCUCCAGGUUCAGAGUGCCGAAGGUGGUGCGGCGAUGUUGAGAUACCAUACCCAUUUGGUAUCGAUCCAGGCUGCUCAUUCGGAAAAGACUUUGACAUCAGCUGUAAGGUCCAAGAUGGCAUCACGAAGCCAUUCAAGUACACCUUAGAGGUGCUUAGCAUCUCCUUGACUAACAGCACGGCCCGGGUACUGAAUAACAUCAUGGGGUACUGCUACAACAACUCCACCACGAGCAUGGAGGAAUUCGGCAAUUCCUUGGUUGUCGACGAAAUCAGUCCUGCUCCUUCGUUUCCCUACCGGCUCUCUGACAUCCACAACAAGUUCACAGUCAUCGGGUGCAAUGCCCUUGCCUUCAUGAGCGACACCGAUGACACGGGAACAGGCUACCAGGCCUAUGGCGUCGCAUCAUGCCGUGGUCUGCCAGACUUACUGGACGGAUCGUGCUUUGGUAUCGGCUGCUCCCAGACUACGAUACCUAAGAAGAUGCGCAGCUACUAUACAGAUUUCUUCAAGUCGGUCAACACAAGUAAAAUCUGGGAGUUCAACCGGUGCAGCUAUGCAGUGCUGAUGGAGACAACGGGAUUCAACUUUAGUACUUCGUACAUAAGCAACACCGUGUUCAAUGACACAUACCUUGGACGGGUACCUAUGGUCAUUGAUUGGGCUAUAAGAAAUGUGAGUUCUUGUGACGAUGCCCAAUGGAAUAACACGGGUACUUAUGCAUGCCUGAGCAACAACAGCAAGUGUGUGAAUUCCACCAACGAUCUAGGGUACACAUGCAGUUGUAUCCCUGGGUAUGACGGGAACCCUUAUCUUCUAGAUGGAUGCAUAGAUGUCAACGAAUGCAAGAAGGAUCAUCAAUGUCCUUCAGAUGGAUUUUGCCACAAUACUGAUGGAGGGCACUGGUGUUCUUGCAGACGAGGGAAAGUUUAUGUGUACGAAAGCAAAACAUGCAACACUGACACCAAAUUUAUAAUAGGAGUUACAAUAGGAUUAUCUGGCCUAAUGGUUAUUAUCAUGGCCACUAUCUUCUGGGGACAAUUGAUAUGUCAAAAGAGGAAACUGAGUAAAGUCAAGGUUGAGUAUUUUCGCCAGCAUGGAGGCAUGAUUUUGUUUGAUAAGUUGAAAUCAGAGAAAGGUCUUGCCUUCAAGGUGUUUACAGAAGAUGAGCUAAUACAUGCCACUAACAACUUUGACAAUAGCAGAAUACUUGGAAGAGGUGGGAACGGAACGGUUUAUAAAGGGAUAUUAAAGGACAAGAUGUCAGUAGCAGUUAAAAGAUGUGCAUUGGCUGAUGAAAGGCAAAAGAAAGAAUUUGGACAAGAGAUCAUUAUUUUGUCCCAAAUCAAUCACAAGAACAUAGUGAAACUCUUGGGUUGUUGCCUUGAGGUUGAAGUUCCAAUUCUGGUAUAUGAGUUUGUCCUAAACGGUACACUAUUCGAGCUUAUCCAUGGCAAGAACCACCUAAAAAUCUCCUUCAACACUCUCUUAAGAAUUGCUCAUGAAGCAGCCGAAGGACUCAGCUUCCUGCAUUCGUAUGCAUCUCCUCCAAUAAUUCAUGGUGAUGUGAACAGUUCCAACAUCUUGCUUGAUAAUAACUAUAUGGCCAAAGUGUCGGACUUUGGAACCUCCAUACUAGCCCCGUCUGACAAAGAGCAGUUUGUCACAAUAGUUCAAGGUACUUGUGGUUACCUUGAUCCUGAAUAUAUGCAAACAUGUCAGCUAACAGACAAAAGUGAUGUGUACAGUUUCGGAGUUAUCCUUUUACAGAUUCUCACAGGCCAGUUGCCACUAAAACUCGAGGGGUCUGAGACGCAAAGAAGCUUGUCAUUGGUUUUCUUGUGUGCUAUGAAGAACAAUAAUCUAGAUGAUGUGUUGGCGAGCCAUGUGAAAAGUGAAGAGAGCAUGCAAUUGCUGACAGGACUUGCAGACCUAGCAAAGGAAUGCCUAGAUAUGCAUGGUAUCAAUAGGCCCUCAAUGAAAGAGGUUGCCGAUGAGCUCAACAAAUUGAGGAAGCUUUCAGUGCAUCCUUGGUUACAACUUGACAUGGAGGCAAAUGCAGAAAGCCUUCUUGGUGGAGAGUCAACCAGCGGCCAUGAAAUUGAAUUAAGUGGGUAUACUAUAGGAGAAAAUGAGAACCAACCUAUAAACCCAAGAAGUUCUUAUUAUGCUAAGUGA